Messenger RNA from Seminavis robusta, 1215 nucleotides. The record is from the annotation of a GenBank genome assembly. NCBI's taxonomy places the organism in Eukaryota, Bacillariophyta, Bacillariophyceae, Naviculales, Naviculaceae.
AUGGUUUUCUUCAAAGCAACUACUGGGCGUCCACCUGCUAAAGAGGGGACAGUAUCACCAACGAGCAGCCAUUCUUCCCAUCAAAUAUUGUCGGAUACCCUAGUACGAGUCCAACCAGGCCAAUACAGCCCUUUGGCUGCCAAGCUUUUGAUGCAGUUGGCGGGUUGGUCGUACUCGGACUUUGACACCUUUCAGGAUGAGGUUGCCAAUAAUAUUCUGGAGGAUCCUCACGAAAUGGAGAUGAUCAUGAUGCAAGUGAAGAAUCAGCCCAUGAUGGUACAAGCCACGGCCCAAAUGAUUCGAACCCGAGACAAGCGGGUAGCCAUUGUGGUCUUUCGUGGGACAGAACUGACCAACAUUGUGAAUUGGAUGACGGAUGCCAUUUCCAAGCAAACGGACUUUUACAAGCUACCAAAGAAGAACAUGUCGUCAUCGUGUGAGAAGGACUAUGUCAAGGUCCACACGGGGUUUCGGAACAACUUUGACAAAGUCUGGUUUGGAGACAGAGGAAUCCAAAGGCACCUUUUGAAUCCGGAACUGAUGCGUCACGAUUACGACUAUGAAACACCACGAGACCAACAAACGCACAUUCCAUCGGAACAGGACGAACUGGAAGCCAUUUACAUUUGUGGACACAGUCUCGGAGGCGCCAUGGCCUUUUUGGCUGGCUUGUACAUGGGUGCCUUGCUGAACAACCACAAUGACAAGCAACAGUCCAAUAAUACUCUAUUCUCGAAACUCCGUGGAGUCUACACGUAUGGCUCUCCCAUGGUGGUCAAUGACUGGGAUCGAAAUACUUGUGAACGAAUUUGUGGGCAUGUGACAUUCCGGCACGUCUAUUACAAUGACAUUGUCCCUCAUCUGCCACCGUUGAGCACGGGGGCGUUUGACCACGUCGGUUCCGAGUACCGAUAUCAUCCCCGGACAGGAUGGAGAAAACGCCAGGAAGAAAACUCAAUAGUAGAGUGGCAUGCAGGACGUUGUACCCAAGUUGUUUCCAUUGUCUUUACCACACCGUUUGCUGCCAUGGAUUGGGUCCUGGACCAAAUCAAUUGGCUCAACUUUUUCCGCGGCGAGUGUCGGGAUCUGCCCGUGAUUGGAUGGUUGUCUCGGGGGUAUUUGAAGCAAAUGUGGUCCUUUCUGGACCACAGUCCUAUUGGAUAUACAGAGUCCCUGGACCACCAACUGCGAGAAGAUGGUUCAAUAGAAUAUUGA